This is a messenger RNA of Cucumis sativus (cucumber), 336 nucleotides long. RefSeq names its product polyphenol oxidase, chloroplastic. The coding region runs from base 1 to 336 and encodes 111 amino acids. Gene Ontology annotation, molecular function: catechol oxidase activity. NCBI's taxonomy places the organism in Eukaryota, Viridiplantae, Streptophyta, Magnoliopsida, Cucurbitales, Cucurbitaceae. The transcript is spliced from 2 exons. The record is from RefSeq and is a predicted model, not a curated record.
AUGGGAGAUUUUUCGACCGCAGGACGAGAUCCAUUGUUUUACGCUCAUCACGUGAAUGUCGAUGGCAUGUGGAAGAUUUGGAAAGAAAUGGGGAAUCAAGAUCACACCGACGAGGGUUGGGUAAACUCGACAUUUGUGUUUUACGAUGAGAAUCAAAACGCUGUACGUAUCAAAGUUUCGGAUUGUUUGGACAGUAAGAAACUUGGGUAUGAUUAUGAAAAGAGAAUUAUUCCAGCUGCCUCCAAUGAAGCAAAGUUUCCUGUGAAGAUGAAACCUAAGCUUGGUGGAGAAAGCGUCAGUAUUGGAGGGAUAACGGCUCAGCUUCAGCCUGUGUAA